Aureobasidium subglaciale EXF-2481 is the source of this 951-nucleotide messenger RNA. Its product is annotated as glycoside hydrolase family 128 protein. The transcript has 3 exons. Gene Ontology annotation, cellular component: fungal-type cell wall. The record is from RefSeq and is a predicted model, not a curated record. Gene Ontology annotation, biological process: fungal-type cell wall polysaccharide metabolic process. The coding region runs from base 1 to 951 and encodes 316 amino acids. Lineage: Eukaryota; Fungi; Ascomycota; Dothideomycetes; Dothideales; Saccotheciaceae.
AUGCGUUACACUACUUCGGCACUCCUUGUGGCCGCACCUCUCGUGGCAGCCACCGCGUCCAGCAAGCGUGGUCUCUGCGUGGUUUCCACCGAGACAACUUCAGAUGACGCCAUCUGGACAAACAACACCGACCUGACUUGGUACUAUAAUUAUGCCGCUGUCCCUACACCUGACUACAAAAACAAGCUCAACUUCGUACCUAUGCUGUGGGGAGCACCGGAAGACCCGGCGAACGACAUGACCUUCUACAACACAGUUAGCAACCUGGUUUCGGAGGGACAAAACAUCACCUACGUCCUUGGGUUUAAUGAACCUGAUGGCUGUACUGGUGGAUACGGAGGCUCUUGCGUUAGUGCUGCCACUGCUGCUCAGGUCUGGAAGAAGCAGAUGGAGCCUUUGAAGCGCGACUUUGGCAUUAAGCUUGGUGCUCCUGCAGUCACUGGUGCUACUACCGGAUUCAACUGGCUGCAGAACUUCUUCACAGAGUGUGCUGCUCUUGUCAACAGUUCUGACACUGCUUCCAACACUACCUCUUGUGAGGUCGAUUUCAUUCCGGCUCAUUGGUACGGCAACUUCGAAGGAUUGGCCAGCCAUUUGGGCCAGCUCAAUUCAACCUACGAGAACAUCAGUGCUAUCUGGGUUACCGAAUUCGCGUGCGCCGACUGCUCCCUCGAGGACAGUCAGACCUUUGCCAACCAGAGUUUCGAGUAUCUCGAUCGCAUCCCGUACAUGCAGAAGUACUCUUACUUUGGUGCUUUCCGCUCGUCUGUCUCUAACGUUGGACCUAAUGCAGCUUUCUUGACCGAGAAGGGUAAGCUCACCGACAUCGGUGCCAUGUACCUCAACAAGGCAUCUACUGGUGCCGUUCCUCACGGUUCUGCCAGCACUGUUGCUAAGUUCGCUGGAUGGAGUGGUCUCGUUGCUGCCACUAUUUUCUGGAGCAUUCUGUAA